AUGAGGCUUCUCACCCGCAGUCUGCUGAGUAUAUCAGCCCUCGCCACUCUCGCGCAGUGUGCGCCAGACGUCAGCCUCGAUGUCGAUGUUGAUGUCUCGCUCAGCACUGCCCAUCUGGACUGUUGUGCCAGCCUCGUCGCUGCCGGGCUGGGAGACCGAGUGGUCUACCCCAAUGACACCAACUACAUUCCCUUGGUGGAUGUACAUUGGUCGUGGGUGGCUCGUCUCGAACCCAGCUGCUUCGUGCUCCCCGAAAACGCAGCCGAGGUGUCGAAAGUCGUGACGACGCUGGUGGGCGACAACCGGUACGAAAAAUGCCAAUUUGCGGUGCGAAGCGGUGGCCACACACUCUAUGCGGGAGCGGCCAACAUUGUCAACGGGGUGACGGUCGACCUGAGCAAGAUCAACGCAGUUACAUACCAUCCGGAAAACAAGACGGUCAGCAUCUAUCCCGGAGCCAGAUGGGGCAAGGUGUAUUCCACCCUGGAUGCCCUCGGGGUCAACGUGGCCGGCGGCCGUGCGGCCAGCGUGGGCACCGCCGGUCUGAUGCUCGGAGGAGGCAACUCGUUCUACUCGGCCCGCGCCGGCUUCGUGUGCGACAACGUGGUGAACUACGAGGUGGUGCUGGCCAACGGCCGGCUCAUCCAGGCCAACAACAAGACGAACUCGGACCUCUUCCAGGCCCUGAAGGGAGGCUCCAUGAAUUUCGGCAUCGUCACCCGCUUCGACCUGAUGACCCUCGAGGGAGCCGACCUCUGGGGCGGUGUGGUCACCUACCCCAACAGCACGGCCGACCAACAGAUCGACGCCAUCAUCAAUUUCGGCAACAACAUUGUCAACGAUCAAUACGGCUCCGCCAUCACCAUCUUCCUCUCCGCGUCCGUCAGCAACACCACCACCGUGGUCAACGCCUACGAUUACACCAAGCCCGUCGUGAGACCCGCCGCCUACAAUGAUUUCCUCGCCAUCCCGGGAAACACUUCGGACUCGAUGCGCAUUACCAACAUGACCGAUCUCACCAUCGAGCUAGAGCAAGCUCCAGGUUUCCGUGACACCUGGCUUACCGGCACAUUCAAGCCCACCAAGGGCUGGAUGCAGUUGGCCCUCCAGCAGCAGGCUAUCAUGUUCGAUCUCCUGUGGGAAGCCAGACCUCACGGAAACUUCACCGUGCAAACCCUGUUCCAGCCCAUCCCGACCAUUUUCUCCAAGCACAGUGUCGAGAAGGGUGGAAAUGUGUUGGGCCUGGAUCGCUUCACCGACAACUUGAUGUUGUAUCAACUGUACUUUGCAUGGCACGGCGAAGAUCAAGACGACCUGUUCAACGGCAAGGGACACGACGCCUUCAACACGGUGGUCGAUUACACCAAGAAGCAUAACCUGUACACCGAGUUCGAGUACCUCGACUACGCCGACAUCUCGCAGAAUCCCCUCAAGGGUUACGGUUCGGCAAACGUCAAGAAGAUCAAGACCGUGGCCAAGAAGUACGAUCCGACCGGCGUUUUCCAGACCCUCGUGCCCGGCGGCUUCAAGAUCUCGAAGGUGGCUUGA
Molecule: messenger RNA, 1548 nt
Organism: Capronia epimyces CBS 606.96
Lineage: Eukaryota; Fungi; Ascomycota; Eurotiomycetes; Chaetothyriales; Herpotrichiellaceae
Exons: 4
Coding region: 1-1548 (515 amino acids)
Molecular function (GO): FAD binding
Source: RefSeq, a predicted model, not a curated record